Molecule: messenger RNA, 4446 nt
Organism: Penicillium nucicola
Lineage: Eukaryota; Fungi; Ascomycota; Eurotiomycetes; Eurotiales; Aspergillaceae
Product: ribosome biogenesis protein URB2
Exons: 2
Coding region: 1-4446 (1481 amino acids)
Biological process (GO): ribosome biogenesis
Cellular component (GO): nucleolus
Source: RefSeq, a predicted model, not a curated record
AUGCCGAUGCUUGCGGAGCGUCCGCGCUCAUCGCAAGAGGCGCUCCUCCGCCUCGAAAAAGGCACUGCCUCUCCGACGACCCAGCUUCACGAAGCGGCGCAGAUUCUCGGACUAGACUUGACGCUGUGUGAAAGUCACCCGGAAGUUCACCGCGAUGUUCGGAUUCAAACAAACGCCACCCCGAAGGAGGAAUGGGUUCUACGAUGGUUGUUGAAGAGACUAAGAAGUGGGAAGAACUACAGGAUGGACGCAGCUUCCUUUCUGCUACUACGUCAACUAAUUGAUCUGAUCUCGCCAAAGAACCUCGCUGCUAUUUUGAAGGAUCAGAAGCUUUUGUCAAUUCUAUGCGAAACGAUUGCAGAUCUGGAAGCCGAUAUUUUCGCCGGCCUAGGAAAUGGGAUUGCAGCCUGGAGCUCAGACUCAGAGUCCAGUCAGACUUCGCCUGAUUCCCCCCAUGACGAUCAUCGGGGAAGUCAAGGUAAAAAGAGAAAGAGAAUGACCAUUGAGAAUGGAGACGCAAUGGACGUGGAUGGAGACGAACACCGACAGAACCCCGCAGCAUGCUUCAGCACCUUCAUUCGCGCUUUGGAUUGUCUAUAUGGGAUCGUGACACUUACACACCGCACACUCGGCACUGAUGGAGUGGCAAACUCGCAUCUGAAGCUCGUGCUGAGAGGCGAGCCAGAGGCAGUCGCGAUGUUGCUGGGUCGAUCAUUCCGAGUGGCUGCUGUCGCCGCUAGGCAGUUUUCACAUGCGGGGAGGACGACUGAUCUUCAGCACUUGCUGUACGUGUUCCCUGCGGCAGUCGAGCUGUGGGAAUCACGAUCUUAUCGUCAAGAUGACACGGACAACAAAUCCAGCAAUGAGUUCUUCGCGAGACAUUGUUUUGCUCACGCCCUCAGGCUUCAGAUCUGCUUGCGGUCCGCCAAGCUUGAUACUGAUGAGUGUGCUCAUCUUCUUCAUUCUAUCGAGCGUAUUAUUGCUUUGCAUGUCUUGCUUCCAGCACGUGCGGCAUUCUUUGAAAGCGGAGGCUCUGGUAUCGACUAUUCCAAGGAUGAGCCCGAUUGGAGCCCAGUCAAGCCGGUUACUGAUACUUUCAAACCAAUAAUCCGCGAGUUUCCGGUAGCCAAGGACAACUCCUCGGGCGAACCCUGUGGCAGCCCGUGGAGAUCGGUUGAGCUUCUUCCUGAAUUGUUUGACAAUGCUGUCCGUGCUGUCCCGCGAGACGUAUUCCGCAGACAGACUCACGAAGCCCCAUGGCUGGAAACUUUGUUUGUUGCUGUUGCAGAAUUGGCCUUCUCUACCGCAAAGGAAGAGGACUUUGCUACAUUUGACUCGAAGUUCGUUGCGGUUUUGGAGCAGCUCCUCCGAGUGGCUCUUGAUCGGAACGUCGGCCUGUCCUUACAUACCAUCCUUGCACAUGCCAACUACACCGGUCUAUACGAGGAAGGCCUUGAAAAGGUUCAGUGGAAUGUGACAGCUUUGUUCAUCAGCCUUGGCGUGGACGUGUUCCUGCCCAAUUCUGGUUUACGCGACUCUCGCAAACUCCUCGAUGCAUUGCUCACAAAGGUUCAAUUGCAAUGGCGUGACAAUGCCGCCGAGGACUCCAGGGUUUACAACACGAUCAAGACCAAUGUUGUAAUUCCGCUUUUGCGAGGCUUCGCCGCGGCGAGAGAUUUGCCAACCUUUAUGGAGGUGUGGCACAACCAACUUGCUGCAGUGGAUGAGGCCCGCCAGGACAACAGUAGUCUGAGUUUGUUCUCAGUCUGGGAAGACGAUGAUCUCUCUGACACUUACGCCGAGAUUAUGCGAACCUCUCUCGCCGAGUCUCACAUCGCUGCCCAGAUGCGAACUGCCGCUAGCGAGACCAAGGCUGAUAAUGGAAAGAUUGCGGAAACCCCUCAUUCCUACGCGAAGUUUGUUAUUGUGGAAGCAAGCUUCCGGGGUCGUGUUUCGCCAUUCGCAGAAUCAGACAAGGUCUUCGCGUCGCUUCUUGAGACUGUGAUAGCGACUUUGUCCUCCAAGCAAUCUUUCCACUGGCGAUGGCGGUUGUGGCGGCUGGUUCGGAACCUUUUGGAUAACAGCUUGAAGUCAGCCGACGAUGCUCUUGCAAAGUCUGUGAUGGAACUGCUACAAGUCGCUGCAAAGGUCAUUCACCGCAACCACAAGGACCUGGCCAAAAGGCCUCUUGCCUCGCUUGAGUCUUGGGAAGCUUACAGAUUUGUUCUAGAUGCAAUCAAAGCACACGCAAAUGAAGAGCAGCGAAGCUCAUUCACUGCUGCCACCAAGGACAUCAUCGACCUUAUCGUCUCCAUCUCUCCUCGUGAUGCCAAAAAGUCGAUGAAAGCCCCUUGGAAUGGCCACACUGAUACAGUGGAGUCCCAAACCACUCUUGGUCUCGCUUACUUCCUGGCUUUGGUUAGAAUGCCAGAAGUCUGGAGCCAUAUCGCCUCUGAAGAGCGAUCGCGUUUGUUCCGGCACAUCUUGUCUCUGGCUGCUGCUCAGUACCAUUCUUCUUCGUUGCCUCUGGAGGUCAUUUCCGAAGAAGCCAGAUUCCUCCAAGCAUGGGCAAGUGUGGUUUGCCACGAAUAUCUGCUCAACGCUCCUCUGAUUGUAUCUGAUCUUUCCCUUCUUUUGAAUGAUUGUAUCGAGCAAGACUCCUCCAACCGCCAAAUCCUUGUUGAGAGUUUACAGAGAAUCCCUGCCCCAUUGAUCACCCGUGGACUGCGGACCACAAUUCUGAACAAACUGCAGGAUGUUGUACUUCAGCAGGACAGCUCCCCCGAAGUUGUGGUUGGCAUUCUCACGAUGAUGGCCAAACUGGCAGCCAUGCCCAAAUGUGAUGCCACAUUGACCAGCGACUGGGAGCCAAUCUGGACCACAGCUCGUGCAGUCUCUUUGAAGGGCACAGACACUGAUCUUCAGAUCAUGAAAGCGUUCCGAAGUCUGUACCGCGCUAUCCUAACUAAGCUCUUGGUCCUGUCCGAGAAUGAUCGCAACAAGCUGUUCAAGAAGCUCUUCUCCAGGGUAUCGAAGCAGACCUCGAAGAUGAGACAAGUCGAUCGUGAUUCCAUGGCUUGCUUCCUCUUGCGUCUUUCUCUGUCUGAGCUUUGGGUUCAGCGCAAAAAGCUGCAAACAGCCUUUUCCGAGACAGAACUGGCCGCCCUUCGUCAACGUGUGUUCGACCUGGUGCUGGCUGACAUGAAAUAUGUUAAAGAUCAGUGCAGAAAGCAGAAGAUGGAAGAGACUGUCACUCUUAUCAAGACCAUCGAUGCACUGGAGGAUUUCGAGGACCUAGCCCUCAAGAACAUCGAGGUCGAGAAGUUCCUGUCUAAGAUUCAGAACUAUAUGGAAAUGUCCAUUGACUCGGCGCCAUCCCGUCUGAUCCGACGCCGCCUUCUCGCCAGCAAGGGACCUGAGAAAAACAUUGUCCAACCAGUCCUUCAAUGCGCCGAGGCUCUGACCCUCCAGUCUCUUUACGACGAGGACCAGCAGCUGUUCAUCCGAACCACAACCGAGCGGUUCCGCUCCAUGCCCGUGGAGAAAACUACCCAGGCAAUUUGUGAAGUUAGAGGGCUCGGCUUGAUUGGCCAGAACGCCGGAUACAGGCUCCUAGUGAUCUACCUUGCCAUUGCCUCCCUCCCUCCCAUCGAGGACAAAGAGGGCGCCACAGCUCGAGAACUAUCCCUUCUCUGCACUGCUCUCGCGGAAGUCAUUCCCCAGAGCACGAGCAUCGACCAGUUCUGCUUCGCAUCGGAAUGUCUGGAUCUUCUCCUCCGCACCCAGACCCGCAGCCUAUCCCAGUGCAACAUUGACGCCAUUCUCGCGGCAAUCGCCAGCGCCUCCUCCAAGAUCGGACCCCAGAUCUCCUCCGAAUACGCCCCAACAAUCUACACCCGCCUCUGCCGCCUGAUGGGCGUCGUCUUAAACCUCCAGCGCCUCAAGAUCGGCGGCCGCUUCCAUCUCGUCGUAAACGCCAUGCAACGCCUCCUGGGCUGCCUAUUCGCACGCUCCCGCAAACGCGGCCGCUCCGCCCGCUCCCAGACCACCCUCUCGCAGCCCUUCUGGCUCGCCCCACUGGAAGCCUCACACGCCAGCUACUACACACGUCUGCUCACGUCGCUCUGCGACCCAACUGUGUCAUCCGUGCUACGCCCACAACCCGGCCAAUCCCGCGAGGCCCUCACGGAUCAAACCAAGAAAGCCAAGCGCAUCGCUGGACAGUACCUGCAGUACGUAGUCAUGGAGUAUGCACAGUGUUCGUUGCGGGGCUCAUUGUCACCGGAAGUCAAGGCAGCCAUUAUGCCCGGACUGUAUUCUGCUUUGGAUGUGAUGUCGCGCGAGUCUAUGCGCGCUCUCAAUGCUGCGUUAGAUGUCUCUGGUCGGGCAGUGUUCAAGUCCCUUUAUGAUGACUAUGUCAAGUUCGGCAAGUGGAAUAAGGCUUGA